This is a messenger RNA of Limanda limanda (common dab), 1811 nucleotides long. It is a transcript of the gene abhd17ab, whose product is annotated as abhydrolase domain containing 17A, depalmitoylase b. The coding region runs from base 626 to 1600 and encodes 324 amino acids. The record is from RefSeq and is a predicted model, not a curated record. Gene Ontology annotation, cellular component: plasma membrane; endosome membrane. NCBI's taxonomy places the organism in Eukaryota, Metazoa, Chordata, Actinopteri, Pleuronectiformes, Pleuronectidae. Gene Ontology annotation, molecular function: palmitoyl-(protein) hydrolase activity. Gene Ontology annotation, biological process: protein depalmitoylation. The transcript has 5 exons.
CAGCGGAGAAGUCGGAAAACACCGGACAUUCACGGAUUAGUUUAAAUGAGGAGUCAGGAGGACACGGCGGCUCCGUCCUCUGCGGAAUUACCGACGUACACGAACGUAGGUUGAACGUUUUUGUUUUUAAUUUUGGAGUCAGUGAGCGAAGUUCCUGCGGAACCGAGCCGUGUUUAUGUCCGGAGGUUAGCUUAAAGCCCGAGUAGCGUUUAGCUGCUACACGCAAACAGACAGACGUCCGGGCCAACGAGUCGUGCUGUCACCGACAUUGUUAAUUCAGCCUCGUCUGUGGUCCAGGGAGAAUCACCGACAGGGUCUGACUGCACCUGAGGAGCGACCACACUUUGUUUUGGAGGUCAACAACACGGACGGAGAAACUCGUCGGUUCCCCACAAACGUCCAGGGCGUCGAAUGUGCUCAACAACAUGGAUGUGACGUGGACUUCAGGCAGCUCACAGAAACCACAGCAGGAACUGAGUAAAUAACAUUUCCCUCUGUCAGCUGCUGACGGGACACUUCCACAGGAUCCUGUGUUUGUCUGAAGAGGAGGAGGAAGCCUUUCUCCUUUGUGUUCUCGUUCAGCUCGUCUUCACUCCCACUCAGCUCCUCAGUUCAACAGUGAAGGAUGAAUGGCCUUUCUUUCAGCGAGCUCUGCUGCCUGUUCUGCUGCCCGCCCUGUCCCAGCCGCAUCGCGGCCAAGCUCGCCUUCUUGCCUCCCGAGCCCACCUACAAGUUCCUCCCCGACCUAGAGGCGGGACCUGCCUCAACGGGGACAACGGGGGCAACAGGGCCAUCGAACCCGCGGACACGGAGUGGAGCGUCCGUUGCUGGAAGCGGAGGGUCAGGAGAUGUGGAAGGUAGAUGGACGCUUCAACUGUUGGAGAGAGCAGAGUAUCAGUACACGCAGAGGGAGCUGGACAUGACAGAGGUGUUCCUCACUCGAUCCAGCCGGGGGAACAAAGUCGGCUGCAUGUACAUUCGCUGUGUCCCUAAUGCCAGGUUUACAGUGCUUUUCUCUCAUGGUAAUGCAGUCGACCUCGGCCAGAUGAGCAGCUUCUACAUCGGCCUUGGCACUCGCAUCAACUGCAACAUCUUUUCCUACGACUACUCCGGCUAUGGAGUCAGCACUGGCAAACCCUCUGAGAAGAACCUCUAUGCAGACAUAGACGCUGCCUGGCAUGCCCUGCGCACACGGUAUGGUAUAAGCCCCGAGAAUAUAAUCCUGUAUGGACAAAGCAUCGGUACAGUUCCUACUGUAGACCUGGCGUCGCGGUACGAGUGCGCUGCCGUUGUUCUUCACUCACCUCUAACGUCUGGCAUGAGAGUGGCCUUUCCUGACACAAAGAAAACCUACUGCUUCGAUGCUUUCCCCAACAUUGAGAAAGUGUCCAAAAUCCCGUCUCCAGUGCUCAUCAUCCACGGGACAGAGGACGAGGUGAUCGACUUCUCCCACGGCCUGGCUCUGUUUGAGCGCUGCCCCAAGGCCGUGGAGCCUCUUUGGGUAGAGGGGGCGGGACACAAUGACAUUGAAUUAUACAGCCAGUAUCUGGAGCGCCUGCGCCGCUUCAUAGGACAGGAGUUGGCGAUACAACACGUCUGACCGUCACCAACCUCUUCGCCCUUUUUCCUACUUUGUCCUGAAUGGAAACAUUUUCGAGUGUCAUCUAAAGCAUCUCUCGGCUUACUAUGGCACCAGAUGAUGUAAUGUUUCACGUACUGUUUUUAAGGCACAGUAUGCCUCAAGACUCAAAUAGCAUUUAGACUGUUUUUUUUUUUUUUGCAGAAACUUGAAAGUACAGAGGCCAUCUGUU